AAUCCAUACUGGGAUUAAAUGACGAUUCGAUCCUUGAGUACCUAAGAAUUAGAAAAAUGAUUCCAAAUCAAGAAGGCAGUAUGGUUAAACCAUCGAAUCUUUAUCAUGCGGAUGUAGAACUAUUUCGUAUAGUCUUUGGUAACGCACCAGAUAAGUUAUUAAGUGCAAGCUUCAAAGGGAAUAGCGACUCUAUACAGAAUCUGCAAAAAAUCGGUGUAAAUACAUCAGUUGACGCGAAAAAUUUUCUAAAGUGUGCUGAGUACAUUGCAGAACAAGUGAAAUGGACAGCUGAGUUAGAGAACGAUUCCACCAUUAAUCUUCGUGUUCCUGCAUUAGUUGCUUUGAACUAUUUAUACAAUAAUUUCUCCUCGUUGAGCUUCAAUGAUGAACAGUGGGCUUGUCUCGAGUUGAUUGAAUUCGUCCCCGUUGUACCGGUUAUGGCAAAUGGUCAGAGACACAAAUGUUGCCCUAUGCCUCCUAGUGGAUUUGGGACACUCAAAAACAUCUGUCGCCCAGAGUACAGGGAUAUUUCAUGGACACAGCUGCCAAUUAUCGAUUAUAAUGUCAUUCCGAGAGGAGACAUAACGAGAAAAUAUCCUCACAUUGGGACGCCAACACCUGAACAUGUUCUAAAGCAUUUGAAACAGAUUUCUAUGAAACUGGAUGAAUUGGUAGACCGGAAAGACGUGUAUCGUAUUGUAAAAAUGAUCUAUGGAAUCCUGGAUAGAACUGCUCGAAAUAGCGACUCAACCAUUGGGAGAUGGCUGAAAAAGGCGGGUACUAUUUUUUUAAAUAUAAAUGAGGGAGAAGAUCCAUUCGACCGUAAGAACUGGAAGGCGUAUUCACAAUUGAAGUUCGGAGCUACCAAACAAGAAAAUGAUUUCAUAAAAGAAAUCCUUCAACCGUAUCCGGAAUUACUUAAGGCUGCGGGGGUCAAAAAUGUACGACUGGAAUGCCUUCCCGAACCCGAAGACAAGCAGACGAAUAGAUUUCUCACCGGGAUUUUGAACCUUCUCUCGGAAAAUCCGGAUGUACACGAUACAGUCUUUGAUGUCAAAGGCGAAAAAUUUUAUGCAAAUAAAUAUGUGCUAGCAGCUAACGGAGGAAUGUUCAAAAAAUUUCUCUCUAGCACUCACUUCAAAGGAUCGACUCCGUCUGACCCAGCCGUUCAUGAAAUUUCGGAAAUGGAUCCACGAUCGUUUGAGGUCUUUCUAAGUUAUCUUUAUGGAAACAUGUUAAAUGUUUCCAUCAGUUCGAAGUGGAAUGUUGUCGAAGAAGAGAGCGAAAGAGUGCAAUUAUAUUUGGACCUUUUGUGGGCAGCAAAUUUUUACGAAUUAAUUGAUUUACGUGACAUUGUAGAAUGUAGACUAUCACGUUAUUUAACACGCACAAAUGUCAAGAUUAUCAAGGAAUAUGCUGACAAGUACGAGGGGAAACAGUUGGCGAAAGUUUGUGCUAACUACAUGAAAACUAACUGCCAAGAUUAG
Messenger RNA from Paraglomus occultum, 1487 nucleotides. NCBI's taxonomy places the organism in Eukaryota, Fungi, Glomeromycota, Glomeromycetes, Paraglomerales, Paraglomeraceae. The record is from the annotation of a GenBank genome assembly.